AUGUCGGAUCCACGCGUCACCGUGACGCUGGCUCCCCUUUUCGAAGACACCCACCCUCUGCGUACCCUUACUAUGACCAACAAUGAUCAGACCGUGGCGAUCGGACGUGCCUCAAAGCGUGAAACUCGAAAACGGAGCCCUGCAACAGAGAACGCUUGGUUUGAGUCUCGGGUCAUGUCUCGUGACCAUGCCUUUCUCAACAUAUUGCCGGGCCGAGACGUGGUUUCCAUCUGCGACUGUGGCUCAACACACGGAACCUUCCUAAAUGAUACCAAACUGGCGACGGACGUAGAUACCCCGCUGCUGAGUGGAGAUAUCAUCCGAUUUGGUGUCGACGUCGACCGUGGUCAGGAGGUUUUUGAGGCCAUCGAAGUCCGCUGCAAGGUUGAGUGGCUUAAACCCCAGCUUGUGACCAUUCCAGAUGAUGGAAUUGCUAUCAAACCAGAUCCAAACCCGUCAACCAACAGUUUCUCUGUCCCCGAAGACGAUAGCGAUAUUGAGCCUGCCGAACUCCCCAGCGAGAACUGUUCUAAAGAGUCCGUUACUCGGUCUUGGGAAACUACUGUUCUGCAAUCUGUGGAUAAGGCGCUAAUCUCUCCUGCCUCGAGUGUUCAAAGUGAUGAACAUUCAAAGGACAAGCCGGAGGAUUCGGGAUGUUUGUCUCCUAUCGAGGAUUCGAUCACAAAGGUUGUGUCUGGCCCUACACCACUUGUCCUAGAUCUUAUCAGCUCGCUGUCCGAUACCAAGCCGGUCUCCGAGACUAAACCAUCCCUUACCACACCAGUCUCAGAUGCCCAAAUAUCUCCUACCAAACCGGCUUCUACCGAAAUUCCAUCUGACCAACAAGCAUAUGAAGCAAAUGACCUCCCUGCAGUCUGUUACCAGAAGGUACCCGAAGUUUGUUACAGCAAUUGGACCAUAAUGCGGCCCAUGUUUAUGCGCCUGGCAGACAUGGCUUGGGGCGAAUCCAACGUGAUCCCCGACGUGGAUCGUGACAGGCGGAUCAUUCAUGCUGCAAGCCGUUGUUCCCUUUCCAAAGAUUCGUACUGGGUAGACGAUUCCCCUAGUUUCCAACCUUGCGUUGGGACAGAAGUCUAUUGGGAGCCGGACUCUGAGGAAUCAGACACAUCGUUCCAUCGUAUGCCCGGCAAUCUUCUUAGGUACUGGUCAGUUGAUAAGCGAAGAUAUUGGAUCAUCUACGAAGAAGAUGAUGCUCAGUAUGUGAACAAUUGGUGGUGGAUCGUUGAAAAGCCACUCGAGCUUCUCAGCGAGGAACUAAAACGCCAGCUCGAGACUGAAGAUGAGGUUGACGACUGCCACAAAUGCUGGAUUGUGAGAGCCUGGGAGCCCCAAAUGAUCGGAGGUCGAUGGUGCGAUGUGGCUCCUUACUGGGAUCCGAAUUUCGAUAAAGAUUGGCUCUCUGAUGACGAGUCCGUUGAUUCAGACGAAGAGGCACAGGGCAGUGAGGAGUAUAUGUCCGAGUCAGAUGGUAUCAGUGAUUCGAUCUCAGAGCACUUCAGCGAAUAUCCAUAUGGGAUGUUCGAUGGCGAAUUGAUUCGUGGAGACGGCUGUGAAGGGUCGGAAGAGGACUCCGAGGAUGAUGACCAAGAGGAGGAUGAUGACGAGGGCUUGGAUGAAUCCGAACACGAAUCUGAUUGUUCCUCUGAGGAUGAACCCCUUGAAUGUCGUAUCCUGCAAAAGCCUCUUGUCUAUUCUUCCCUUGAUAUGGAAUAUGGAAAGAAGCUUGAAAACGCCAACCACACUGAUGCCGUCGAAGUAUCCAAGCAUGUACCCGAGGAAGCUGGUCCAGGACGACUGUACCAGGAGACUAUUGCGGGCCAGUCACUGAGUAUCACACAGAAUGAGAGCAAACAAUCGAUGACACAGACUGCCCCUGGUAUGACGAAUCCAGGUGCUCGGUUCCCGACAUACACUGUUUCUGGUGAGCUGCCAAGAUCAUGCCAGAACAAAUACCCACCAAUGCAACGAAAGAUUGAGAGCGCUGUUGGAGUGCCAUCUUUCUCCCAUGAAUUCGAGAAUCGUUAUCACGAUGGACCAUUCUCAACCAGUGCACCUGUGGAAGAUGGCUCUGUGCCCCAUCUGGCAACAUCUAGAAAAUCAAAUUUGAAGCGCACGGCAACAGAGAUGCAAUCGUCGUCUCUUGAACCCGGUUUUUCCCAAGAUGCCCAGCGGCUGCCUGUAGAGCUGGCCAGUCAGCCAGAUCCCAAUCUUGACACAAUUCCCUCUGAAGCCAUGGAUGCGAUCAGCUCUGCACUUGCCGAGAAUGAGCGUCCGGCAAAACGAAUCAAGUCUAAUGACUCAACCUCAAAGUCCUUGGCAAGCCACGCCACCACGGCUGUUAUUAGCGCUCUGCUGGGUGGACUGGGAACUAUCGCUGUGCUAGCAGCCUUGCCCAAUGAAUAUUUCCAGUGA
Molecule: messenger RNA, 2433 nt
Organism: Penicillium vulpinum
Lineage: Eukaryota; Fungi; Ascomycota; Eurotiomycetes; Eurotiales; Aspergillaceae
Product: FHA domain protein
Exons: 4
Coding region: 1-2433 (810 amino acids)
Cellular component (GO): cytoplasm
Molecular function (GO): protein binding
Source: RefSeq, a predicted model, not a curated record